AUGGGGUCCGAAGUCUGGGUCGGCACUUGGCGGCCACAUCGGCCCCGCGGCCCCAUCGAGGCGCUCAUCAGAGGCCCGGGACCCAAAUACAAGCUGCCACCGAACACCGGUUACAUCCUGCACGAUCCAUCACGGCCGCGCGCGCCCGCCUUCUCCUUCGGCUCCCGCCGGCCCUUGCAGCACACAUCCUGCGGGCCGGGGCCGAGCCACCUGAUACCCGCCCGCAUGACGGUGCGCGGCACAGAUGGCACCCCAGCAUUCUCCAUCUACGGUCGCCUAAGCCACACAGCGCCCUUCCGCACUCCGGGACCGGGCAGGUACUACCCAGAACUCACGGGAAGUGCGACAUAUCCCAGCGCUCCCCGGCAUACCAUCGCUUCCCGAAACUGGGGCAUCGUCUCGAAGCAGCAAACCCCAGGCCCUGGGUCCUACACUGUGCCUUCGCUCUUGGGCCCGCGUGUCAUAGGCAAAGUCUCAGCCCCAACUUAUUCCAUCAAUGGCCGCAACGCUGUGGACAGCUUCUUUGAGGAUCUCAGCAAGACCCCAGGCCCCAGUGCCUACCACGUUGUGAACCCGGGGAUCUACAAGACUCGAGCCCCGCAGUUCACGAUGCGGGCACGGACUUCGGCACCCCAAGACAGCACUCAGAAUCCAGGACCUGCAGCCUACAGCGUGGAUGAGGUGGUCUGGAGUCCAGGAUCAAGGGGCGGGGGAUGAGGGUCUGAGCACCGGAAGCCUCGUGGCUGGAGCUUCGGGAUCAGGCACUCAGACUACCUGGCCUCCAUGAUACCGCAACGCGUAGAAGAGAAGACUGACACCAGCAGGCGCGCACCGGCCCUCAGUUGUUAG
This is a messenger RNA of Cricetulus griseus (Chinese hamster), 849 nucleotides long. NCBI's taxonomy places the organism in Eukaryota, Metazoa, Chordata, Mammalia, Rodentia, Cricetidae. The record is from RefSeq and is a predicted model, not a curated record.